UUGCUCCCCCGGAUUUUCAAGGGCCGUCGUUGGCGCGCCGGACACCGCGAAAGCUGCGGUGCUGUGCCAGCUUCUGAGCCCUAUCUCCGAAUGACUCGAUUCCAGGGCCUUCGAGCUGUCAAGAAGAAAAGAGAACUCUUCCCAGGGCCAACGCCGGCGUCUCCGGGCUCGCUCACGUUGCCGUCAGCCGCCUUGUCCAGGUAA
Messenger RNA from Auxenochlorella protothecoides, 204 nucleotides. RefSeq lists its product as hypothetical. The annotation marks the transcript as partial. The transcript has a single exon. The record is from RefSeq and is a predicted model, not a curated record. Lineage: Eukaryota; Viridiplantae; Chlorophyta; Trebouxiophyceae; Chlorellales; Chlorellaceae.